Sitophilus oryzae (rice weevil) is the source of this 1150-nucleotide messenger RNA. RefSeq names its product putative gamma-glutamylcyclotransferase CG2811. The record is from RefSeq and is a predicted model, not a curated record. The coding region runs from base 537 to 1034 and encodes 165 amino acids. Gene Ontology annotation, molecular function: gamma-glutamylaminecyclotransferase activity. Lineage: Eukaryota; Metazoa; Arthropoda; Insecta; Coleoptera; Curculionidae. The transcript is spliced from 2 exons.
AUAAUAAUUUAAAUCUCCCGCUCUUUCAUAGUUCGUUCCUGUAGCCAAGUAGAGGGCGCCAAAAGCGCAAUCUCCUAACAUUUUACCACGCGAUUCACCACUCUCUAAGCUAUUAACUUUCUCUAUGUGCCAGUAUAUCAAGUGUGAAUCAAGAGUCAUCAGAGUUAAGUCAAAUACGUUUAAAUUUUUUAUUUGAACGUAUUUGAGCAGUAUUUGAGUUAAGUUAAGUAAAUACUUACUCUGAUAUCAUGAUACAAAGAAAACAGUAUAAUAUUAUGAUUGUGAUUAUGAUAGUAUGUUAUCUGAAAUUCCUGUUGAUUUACUUAAGCCCUUAAGCAAAUACUAAAACAGUAUUUUUUGCCACCAAAACAAAAUGUGUUAAACUGACGUUAUUUGUAAAGGAUUCUGCGAGGGAAAGCUACUGACAUUGGGCUUAUCGUUAAUACAUGUUAUUACGAUAUAAUUCAAAAGAAAAAGUAUUCUUAAAAACUACGCAUUUCCUUAGGUGUUCUAGGUUAAAUUCACGUUAAAUUUAAAUGGCAUCAAAAGUUCUUUACAAGGUUUUCGUGUACGGUACUUUAAAAAAAGGCGAACCCAAUCACCAUUGGUUCUCCAAAUCAACUGAUGGGUACCACAAAUUCCUCUACAAUGCACAAACAAAAGAAAAAUACCCUUUAAUCAUAGGAACUCGUUACAAUGUUCCAUUUAUACUGCACAGCCCAGGUAAUGGACACAAUGCAAGAGGAGAAGUAUACGAAGUUGACAAUAAGGUUUUAAGCGACUUAGAUAUACUGGAAGAUCACCCAAAUUACUACAUUAGAGAAGAAUAUGAGGUUGAGAAUAUAGAUACAAAGAGUCGAAAAACAGAAAAAGUUUGGAUAUACAUGAUAAAGGCUUUUAGGAAAGAGCUAUUAAAUCAAACUUUUUAUGAAAAUUACAGUAAUUUCGGCGAGCAUGGGCUAAAGUACGUUCCAAGGUAUUUGAGAGAGAAAAAUUAUAAUCAUAGAACAGAAAUUCUUACAGAGGAAAAAUAAUUUUUUUUUUGGUUUUAAUUCUAGUGAAGUAGAGGUAUCUUCUUUGGACGAUCUUCAAUAAUAUCAUCGCUAAAUUUAUGAGAGUUUUUAAAAAAUUAAACACUUAUUUUUAUUAA